Messenger RNA from Neocloeon triangulifer, 1670 nucleotides. RefSeq lists its product as uncharacterized. The record is from RefSeq and is a predicted model, not a curated record. Gene Ontology annotation, molecular function: protein binding. The coding region runs from base 601 to 1554 and encodes 317 amino acids. NCBI's taxonomy places the organism in Eukaryota, Metazoa, Arthropoda, Insecta, Ephemeroptera, Baetidae. The transcript has 2 exons.
UUUGACACCAAAGGGUUAAUUAAUUAGCACUGGAGGCGUGCGAGUCUCGUGCCAGCAGCGAAGCCAAUGACUUUAUUCGCAACAAUCGACGCCGCGACUCGCAAAUAUGGCAGCCGAGUUGCGAACGCAACGUAGCUGGUCACGCAAAUCGGACUGUCACCGCCGAUUGGGACCCGAAUCGGCGGCACCGCGGCGCCGAGAGGCAACCAGAGCCGGCUGUGCCUCAAAAUCGCACUCAGAAGGAGUCCUAGAUAAUUUGUGAACUUACAUUGGAUAUUUUCGACAACACUUUCCCAAUGAUUGGUCGGCAAAUUGUUCACCAAUGGACGGCGAAUCACCAGCCCGACGAUGCUAUGGCCUAGCUGUGUAUUGGUGCUGCCAACUACCACUCCCUGGCCACCGCAGCCUCGGUCGAUGAGACCAAGCUUCUCGUUCGUGCUGCCGUUAUAGCCUCGCACGCACGUCGCUGCAAGUGCCCGCCACCGACGCCAGCGCCACUUCGCCCCUUGCGUUGCAAACCUGGCGGCAGAUAUUCCAGACGAGGUGGUGCGAGGCUAGAACGACUACGAAAGUCGGUGUGUCUUGUUUACAACUUUGACGAUGGAUGUGGUCACAAUUGAUACGGUCCUCAACGCUGACUGCGUGGCCUGGUGUCCUCGACCUGACAGGCAAAACCUGCUGCUCUGCUCCACUUACCAGUUGGUUGACCAAAAGAGAACUGGCUCGUUGCUGCUCUUCGAAACCGCUCCGGAGGUCCACCUGAUACAAACUGUCCUCAACCUGUCUGGGAUUUUCGACUUCAAGUGGUCACCAGCCGGUCAAGAUCUCGUCAUGGUUGCCGCUGUUGAUUCCGAGGGACAGAUCCAUCUAUUCAAACUGGACAUCGAGACCAACCUGCUGCACCUUGUCAGUGCCCUGAAAAUUAGUGACGCUUUUGCCCUUUACGUAGACUGGCUCGACUCAAAACUGGCUGUUAGUUUUGCGGACGGAACCGUUUCAAUAUUUGAAAUUAAUUCAGAUGGUCUAAAUUGUGUGCAAAAUUAUAAAAAUCACUCUUUGGAGGCGUGGACGACGGUUUUUGAUGUGAACGAACCAGAAAUUCUUUACUCGGGAGGAGACGAUUCUGUGAUGAUUUUGUACGACACCAAAUCCGAGUGCGUAAUUAGCAAAAAUAGAUACCACACAGCCGGAGUCACUCAUUUCAUGACUUGCAAACAACAUCCGUAUAAUUUUAUUUCUGGUAGCUACGAUGAAUUAAUUUGCCUUUGGGACAAAAGGCAAACGAGACGACCUGUAAAAGAAUUGGGCUUGGGAGGUGGAGUGUGGAGGAUUCAGUCGGAAAUUGGGGUGCCGACACCAAAAUUAGCCGUGGCCUGCAUGUUCAAGGGUUUUUUAUUUUUGGAAUUGAACUCCGAGGGGUUUAUAAUUGAUAAUAGAUUCCGAAAUGAAGAGGGUUGCCUAGCCUAUGGCGUAGGAUUGGCUCAGGAUAAUCGGGUGGCCAUGUGUACUUUUUACGACCAUUUAUUAAAUGUCAGUAGACGACCCGUAUUUUGAGAUAAAAUAUAUUAAUUAGUUUAAAAGUGCCUUGCAAUUUUUUCUUAGGAAUAAAAAUUCUUCAAAUGUGAUACAUAAUUGUUGUUCCUUAUGAAAAAUUAAUAAAAAUAUAAUAA